AAAUAACACACACACAUAAUAUAGAGGGAAUUUGUAAGGGCGUAUUAGUCACUCCACGUCAAGUGAAAAAAACCCUACAAAUGUUCCCUUUUUAUCACACAGAGCAAACUUGCAGCUGCAUCUCAGCUUAACUCGGGAUCUCAAUCCUCUCCGCAUCGCCGGCGAAAAGUCACCUGAAAAAAUGGGAGUGUUCACCUUCGUGUGCAGAGCUUCCGGCGACGACUGGUCGGCUAAGCAGCUUAACGGCGAUCUGGAGGCUUCCGCCGCCUCCACUUUCGAGCUCCAGCGCAAGCUCGUUCAAGCCGCUCUCUCCUCCGACUCGUCCGGCGCCGUUCAGUCUUCCUUCUCCCACGUCACUCCUUCGUCUGGCGUGUUUCAGGUAAUCAUCGGUGGCGUAGGUCGUGGUGGCUUUAUCGGAGGAGGUGGCAGCGCUGCACCGGCAGCCUCUGGUGGUGGUGCGGCUGCUGAAGCACCUCCGGCCGAGGAGAAGAAGGAAGAGAAGGAGGAGAGCGAUGAUGACAUGGGAUUCUCACUUUUCGAUUAGGUUUUCGUCAUUUUUUGAGCUUUAUGCUGUUAACGUUUGCUUCGUUUAUGGAUUUUGCUACCGUGGUUGAAACUCUAGUUUUGAUAUAAUUACUUAAUUGUGGGUUGAGUUCUUUUGUUGUGAUCCAACAAAUUGCCUUUGUCGUUGCUAGUAUUUGAAUAUGUGAUAGGCUGAUAGCUAUGAAGUUUGUAUCGAAUUUCUGGUUUUUCAAUGAGGCGAACAAAAAUUUGGUCCGUAUGAAUGUGUAAUGAUGCUGAAGGGGGAUUUUCUUAGAUUAAGAUGUUUUAGAAAACAUGAUGUGCUGUUUUGCUGGCGAUCCCCGAGUUAGUGUAGGGGCAGGCCCAAAGAAAAGCAUAUAGGCUGGCAAAAUACGACGAGUGCUAAUUAGAUUAUAUGUUCAGUUCAAUUCUUACCAUUGUGUUAUCUUUUAAUAUAUUUGACGAGAUUUGGCUAUUCCAUA
Striga asiatica is the source of this 1004-nucleotide messenger RNA. The record is from the annotation of a GenBank genome assembly. Lineage: Eukaryota; Viridiplantae; Streptophyta; Magnoliopsida; Lamiales; Orobanchaceae.